Ascoidea rubescens DSM 1968 is the source of this 882-nucleotide messenger RNA. RefSeq names its product carnitine:acyl carnitine antiporter (gene CRC1). Gene Ontology annotation, biological process: carnitine transmembrane transport; mitochondrial transport. The record is from RefSeq and is a predicted model, not a curated record. Gene Ontology annotation, molecular function: O-acyl-L-carnitine transmembrane transporter activity. The coding region runs from base 1 to 882 and encodes 293 amino acids. The transcript has a single exon. Gene Ontology annotation, cellular component: mitochondrial envelope. Lineage: Eukaryota; Fungi; Ascomycota; Saccharomycetes; Ascoideales; Ascoideaceae.
AUGGCUGACGAAGUGGAUAGUGUCUUGGCUGACAGUGUAUUACUCGAAAAUGUCAAAUCUUUUGCUGCCGGUGGUUUCGGUGGUAUUUGCUCAGUUUUAACUGGCCAUCCUUUUGAUUUAAUGAAAGUCAGAAUGCAAACCAAUUUUGCUUCAUCUACCGUUUCUUGUGUCAAGAAAACCUUUGCUCAAGAUGGUUUACGUGGAUUCUACAGAGGUGUCAUCCCUCCUCUAAUCGGUGUUACUCCAAUGUUCGCUGUCUCAUUUUGGGGUUAUGAUUUAGGUAAAAAACUUGUUUCUUAUGCCUAUGAUACCGAUCCUUCGAAAUUCUCCAUCGCUCAAAUAUCAAUGGCCGGUUUUUUUAGUGCUAUUCCAACAACUGCCAUCGCUGCUCCCUUUGAAAGAGUUAAAGUCGUUAUGCAAAUCCAGGAUGCCAAAUCCCAAAAAUCUUUAAUCGGUACUGUCUCCCAAAUCUUGAAAGAAGGUGGUUUAAGAUCUUUAUUUAAAGGUUCUCUAGCCACUGUCCUAAGAGAUGGCCCCGGUUCCGCUUUAUAUUUCGCCACUUAUGAAUAUGUUAAAGGUGAAUUAACUAAGAGAACAACUGGUGAUUCCGGCGAAUUAUCAUUAUUAGCUAUUUCAACUGCUGGUGGUUUAGCUGGUGUUUCCAUGUGGUUGGGUGUUUUCCCUGUCGAUACCAUCAAAUCUCAACAACAAUCUUCUAGUGUAAGCAAAUCAAUGGCUCAAGUCAUCAAGGAAAUCCUUAAAACUAAAGGUAUCAAAGGUUUCUUCCCAGGUGUUGGUCCUGCUUUAUUGAGAUCCUUCCCAGCCAAUGCUGCUACUUUUGUUGGUGUCGAAUUUGCAAAGGAUUUUAUGAAUAAAUUAUAA